GCCAGUGCAAGACAUAAAAGAUGACACUAACCAGCUAAUGCCAAAGCUAACCCAAAAUAGGGCAGUUCGGAAAGGUAAUAACAGCGAAUACCAAAGGAGGUAAAGUGCUGGAAACUGGGUCUUGCUCAAAGUUCUGGAGCUGGAAAGUGACCAGAUCCCGUCUGCUAGUGCCAGUGUUGGGUCCUUGAGAAGGACAACUUGAUCAAUUCGCAGAAGUGUCGGGUUUUCCAGUAGCCUCAGAAAUAUGAGUGAGCUGUACAGCAAAACAGAGACCAUCAAACUCAGGAAAAAACACAUCGGGCCGUCCUGUAAAGUUUUCUUUGCCAAGGACCCCAUCAAGAUAGUUCGGGCUCAGGGGCAAUACAUGUUUGAUGAAAAUGGGGAACAAUACCUGGACUGCAUUAAUAAUGUUGCUCAUGUGGGACAUAGUCAUUCAGAAGUGAUUAAAGCUGCUGUGAAGCAGAUGGAACUGCUAAAUACAAAUUCUCGAUUCCUUCAUGACAGCAUUGUUGAGUACGCCAAACGCCUUUCCGACACUUUGCCAGAGAAACUAUCUGUUUGCUAUUUUGCUAAUUCAGGAUCUGAAGCCAAUGAUCUUGCCUUACGUCUUGCUAGGCAAUACAGAGAUCACCAAGAUGUGAUCACACUUGACCAUGCUUAUCAUGGUCAUCUUUCUUCCUUGAUUGAAAUCAGUCCAUAUAAAUUGAGAAAAGGCAAAGAUGUCAAGAAAGAAUUUGUGCAUAUUGCACCAACUCCAGAUAUCUACCGAGGAAAAUAUAGAGAGGACCACCCAGAUCCAGCUGGUGCUUAUGCAGAUGAGGUGAAGAAAAUUAUUGAAGAAGCCCAGAAAUGUGGGCGGAAGAUUGCUGCUUUUAUUGCCGAGUCCAUGCAGAGCUGUGGAGGCCAAGUCAUUCCACCAGCAGGCUACUUCCAGAAAGUGGCAGAAUAUGUCCACAAAGCAGGAGGUGUAGUUAUAGCUGAUGAAGUUCAAGUUGGUUUUGGUCGAAUUGGGAAACAUUUUUGGAGCUUCCAAAUGCAUGGUGAAAACUUUGUGCCAGACAUUGUUACCAUGGGUAAACCGAUGGGCAAUGGACAUCCAAUGUCUUGUGUUGUAACGACACAAGAAAUUGCAGAAGCCUUCAGUGCUUCUGGAAUGGAGUAUUUUAACACGUAUGGAGGAAAUCCAGUGUCCUGUGCUGUUGGCUUGGCUGUCCUAGAUGUAAUUGAAAAGGAAGACCUCCAAGGAAAUGCCACACGGGUUGGAAAUUACCUAAUUGAAUUACUGAAUAAGCAAAAAGCAAAACAUUCAUUGAUCGGGGAUGUCAGGGGUAUUGGUUUUUUUAUUGGAAUUGACUUAGUGAAGAAUCAACAGAAAAGGACUCCUGCCACUGCUGAAGCACAACAUAUCAUCUAUAAGAUGAAGGAACAGAGAAUACUUCUCAGUGCUGAUGGUCCCCAUAGGAAUGUUCUUAAACUAAAACCACCAAUGUGCUUCACAAAGGACAAUGCUAAGUUUAUGGUGGAACAACUGGAUAAAAUUCUAACAGCUUUAGAAGAAGCCACAGGAACCAGGACUGAAAGACUUAAUGAAACAAGUUCAGACAGUGCCAAUGACAGUGCCAGUCAGUCUGAAAAUACCAAUAAAAAGAGAAACGGAUAUUAUGCAGAAAAACACACAGUGACUGGAAAAAGGAUCAAGACAUGAGGCUUGUGGCUA
Messenger RNA from Sarcophilus harrisii (Tasmanian devil), 1717 nucleotides. It is a transcript of the gene ETNPPL, whose product is annotated as ethanolamine-phosphate phospho-lyase. The transcript is spliced from 13 exons. The record is from RefSeq and is a predicted model, not a curated record. NCBI's taxonomy places the organism in Eukaryota, Metazoa, Chordata, Mammalia, Dasyuromorphia, Dasyuridae. Gene Ontology annotation, molecular function: transaminase activity; pyridoxal phosphate binding; ethanolamine-phosphate phospho-lyase activity. Gene Ontology annotation, cellular component: mitochondrion. The coding region runs from base 245 to 1705 and encodes 486 amino acids.